This is a messenger RNA of Stegostoma tigrinum, 3392 nucleotides long. RefSeq names its product mucin-17-like. Gene Ontology annotation, biological process: binding of sperm to zona pellucida; prevention of polyspermy. The coding region runs from base 128 to 3028 and encodes 966 amino acids. Gene Ontology annotation, cellular component: egg coat. The transcript is spliced from 13 exons. Lineage: Eukaryota; Metazoa; Chordata; Chondrichthyes; Orectolobiformes; Stegostomatidae. The record is from RefSeq and is a predicted model, not a curated record. Gene Ontology annotation, molecular function: acrosin binding; structural constituent of egg coat.
UGUCGUUGGUCUGCCAUUUGAUGUCGCCCAAUCGAAUUCACUUGCAGUCGAGGCAUCAUUAACUGGGCUGAGGCCUCUGCCUUGAAAAGGAGUGGGGCGUUGCUGGUAGAGCUAUCGCCAGUUCGAGAUGGGUCUCUUAUUCCUAUUGCUGCUGCUGCUUUGCACGCACCCUUUCAGGGUCAGGACGCUCGGUUCUCCCCGGGGGCGCCCGAGCCACGGCUCAGUGCGAUACUUUGACUAUCCUGAGGAGAUUACUUGCGCGCCGUCUGGCGUUGUGGUGCGGAUUCGCAAUGACUCAUUUCAAGGGAUGUUCAUUCGAUUGUCAAUUGUGGAUAACUAUGGUAUACCAAGAGACCUGCAUUCACUGCCCAGCAGCUGUCCAUAUACAACUCUACCACAAGAAGAUGGGUCCUUGCUUUUCAGUACUCCAUACAAAGGAUGUUAUGUUCAUCUAAUGAAUAAUACAGUGAGCCUGGAGCUGAGGAUUGAUGGAAUUGAUGAAUCCAAGAGGAUUAUGGUCAUAGAACGCAUUCCACUAAGCUGUAUCCUGCCAUCACUGCCUUCUGUGACAACUAUGGGACCCACAAAUGGAACCCUUCUGACCACCAAGGAGCCAGUGAAUACCACAGCAAUGACCACCCCACUGACCAAGGAGCCCAUGGAUAUUACUGUGACCAAGGAGCCAGUGGAUACUACUGCAGUGACCACUCCACUGACCAAGGAGCCCAUGGAUAUUACUGUGACCAAGAAGCCAGUGGAUACCACAGCAAUGACCCUUCCCACCAAGGAGCCAGUGGAUACCACAGCAGUGACCCUUCCCACCAAGGAGCCAGUGGAUACCACAGCAAUGACCCUUCCCACCAAGGAGCCAGUGGAUACCACAGCAGUGACCACCCCACUGACCAAGGAGCCAGUGGAUACCACAGCAGUGACCCUUCCCACCAAGGAGCCAGUGGAUACCACAGCAAUGACCCUUCCCACCAAGGAGCCAGUGGAUACCACAGCAGUGACCACCCCACUGACCAAGGAGCCAGUGGAUACCACAGCAGUGACCCUUCCCACCAAGGAGCCAGUGGAUACCACAGCAGUGCCCCUUCCCACCAAGGAGCCAGUGGAUGCCACAGCAGUGACCACCCCACUGACCAAGGAGCCCAUGGAUAUUACUGUGACCAAGGAGCCAGUGGAUACCACAGCAGUGCCCCUUCCCACCAAGGAGCCAGUGGAUACCACAGCAGUGACCACCCCACUGACCAAGGAGCCAGUGGAUACCACAGCAGUGACCACCCCACUGACCAAGGAGCCCAUGGAUAUUACUGUGACCAAGGAGCCAGUGGAUACCACAGCAGUGCCCCUUCCCACCAAGGAGCCAGUGGAUACCACAGCAGUGACCACCCCACUGACCAAGGAGCCCAUGGAUAUUACUGUGACCAAGGAGCCAGUGGAUACCACAGCAGUGCCCCUUCCCACCAAGGAGCCAGUGGAUACCACAGCAGUGCCCCUUCCCACCAAGGAGCCAGUGGAUACCACAGCAGUGCCCCUUCCCACCAAGGAGCCAGUGGAUACCACAGCAGUGACCACCCCACUGACCAAGGAGCCCAUGGGUAUUACUGUGACCAAGGAGCCAGUGGAUACCACAGCAGUGACCCUUCCCACCAAGGAGCCAGUGGAUACCUCAGUAACUGCCCUGGUAACCAAGGAGCCAGUGAAUACUACAGUGCUCCUUUCCACCAAGGAGCUAGGUAGUGCUGCUACCACAAUCCCACCUGUGGGACAGACAACUGGUUUCACAGCUACCUCAGUUGGCACGGACCUGAAACCAAAUGGAGACACAACCCAUAUUUGUGGUGUCGAGGUGAAGGACCGUGUGGACUGUGGAAAUGCCACACUUGAAGAAUGCAAUGCCAAAGGCUGCUGUUAUGAUCCCAUCAACAAGCAAACUCCAUGCUUUUAUGGAAAAACUGCUUAUAUUGACUGUUCCCAUGAUGGGCUGUUUACCAUUGUGGUACCAAGGGUAGCAACUGUGCCAGCACUCAAUCUCAGUUCCAUAGCUUUGAUGAAUCAUACAAGCCCUCAGUGUCUCCCUAUAACCAGGACAACUGAGUUUGUUCUCUUCAGGUUUCCCCUUGAUUCAUGUGGGACUACACAAAUAGGUGAUGGACUAAACAUCACUUACAGCGUAGAUAUAAUAGCCAAAAGGAAAAUCCAAAGUGGACCUCGUGGCUCUAUAACCAGGGAGAGUACUUUCAAGUUGCAUGUGAAAUGCCACUUCUCUGGCAAGAGAGAUAUCCCUUUGACACUAGUAGUGAAUACUGCUUCACCCCUGCCUUCCAUAUUGAGGGAGGGUGUCCUCCAAAUAGAAAUGAGGAUUGCAAAGGAAAAGUCCUAUAGUACUUGGUUUGCUGAUGAAGACUACCCUCUAGUGAAAUUUCUCAGGGAGCCAGUGUAUGUGGAAGUACGCCUUCUCCACCGAACUGAUCCCAAUAUUGAACUAGUGCUGAAUGAUUGCUGGGCUACACAAACACUUGACCCUCAUCAGGCCCCAAGGUGGAGCAUUCUCCUGCAUGGGUGCCCAUACUACAAGGACAACUACUUGUCUCAGCUACAUGCAGUAGAUGCAGCUUCCAACCUGUCUUUUCCAACACAUCACAAACGGUUUGAAGUGAAGACAUUUGCAUUCUGGAACCAGGAGAUUCAAACAGCACUAAGUGGAGAGGUCUACUUUCACUGUAGUGUAACUGUGUGCCCUCUACCAGACAUGCAGGAGUGUACCACAACCUGUGGAGCUGACAGAAGAAUGGCCAGACAUUCAGACUUUAACACUUCAGAUAAAGCUGCCUACCAUGGAUUAGUGACACUGAAGAGACCCAUAGUUUUUGCUCUUGCUGAAGGGAAAACUGCAGACCUAUCCCAGGCAAAUGCAAAAACAACUGAUGGUGUUCUCCUCGCAGCAGCUAUAACAUCACUAGUGUUGGCCUUGAUCUGUGGACUAGUAGUCUGUUGGAAUUGCAAACAAAUGCCCAUGUCUUGAGCUUGUGAUAUUCAGAAUUCACUACUGAAGUGUAAGAUUUACAUGUCAUUAACCCCUUAUUCUCAAUGACUGGUUGAAUUGUCUUUUGUGGGAGCUACUGCAGUAUCUAAUUAAACAAUGGGGGGGUUGAAAUGAUGACUUUUGGUAUGAAGAACUUGUUUCUUGCUUGCUGUUAACCAAUGUUGACUUGGAUGUCAGACUUCCUCUGGAGGAGUCUCUAGUCUCUGGUUCAAUGGUAAAUUACAAAAGUCUCUAGCAAUGUUGCUGCCCUGCUUGUUUAAACUGUUUUCCCAGUCUAACUGUAGAAAUGAGGUUUAUAAACAACUUGUAUUGUUGGAUGAAGUUUAAACUAUGCAAAUAAAAU